Molecule: messenger RNA, 1849 nt
Organism: Beta vulgaris subsp. vulgaris (sugar beet)
Lineage: Eukaryota; Viridiplantae; Streptophyta; Magnoliopsida; Caryophyllales; Amaranthaceae
Exons: 3
Coding region: 394-1644 (416 amino acids)
Source: RefSeq, a predicted model, not a curated record
CCUUGGUUAUUUUAUUUUCUCUCUCCUCACUUAAGACUAAAUAAAAAAACCCCAAAAUUAUUUCUCACUCACUCACCCGGCAAAGUGUUCUUGAACAAACACCAGAUCCAAUUUUCCCAGGAAACCGUCGAGCGCCUCAAGCCAAAGCUGUCGAAUUCCAGGUGAGAGAUCUGGGUUCGAUCCUUAUUGGGACUCUUCUUUAGGAAAUUUCCCCUUAAUGAGGAGUCUAAGAAAACGCAAAUUCCCCUGUCCACACACAGGCUACAGCUAAUAUUGUUUGUUGACAACUUUGACAAAGUCAAUUAGACCAUAUCCUUAGUACACGCUUUCCUCCACUUUUCUUACAAUUAAAGCCUAAAAUACUGAUCAUAGAAACACACCCUUGCUAAGAAAAUGGAGUUCUUCCAGAGAGCAAAGGUCUUCCGGCUAAAAUGCAGCCACCACAGCAAGUACCUACUAGCUGACGAAGAUGAGGAUCGAAUCAAGCAAACCCGCGACAGCUCCUCCAACAGAGCCCGUUGGUAUUACGAGCUUGUCGAGGGGAAGGCCAAUGUCAUCCGCAUCAGGAGCAGCUGGAACCAUAGGUACUUAGCAGCAUCUGAAGACCCGUUUCUGCUCGGCAUGACAGGAAAGAAGGUUAUACAAACUAUUAGACAGGGUGCCAUUUUAGAGUGGCAGGUUAUUAAACAAGGCUUGUAUAUCAAACUUAUGAGUCACACAGGAAGUUUUCUAAGGGCCAACCCUCGUGUUCCCCCUUGGAGAAAUUCUGUUACUCAUGAUGAACCUGCUAAUUGGACCGCCACUGAUCACAUGAUCUUGUGGAUCGUUGAUAUUGUCGAGAUGGAUUAUAGCUCAACUGGGGCACAACAUGUCAAGCAGGGAAUAAGUAGUGUUCAAGAUCAAAAACCUGUGAAUUCUGAUUCCUUCAACAAACUCAAGUCCGAAUUAUCAAGCCUAAAUGAUGAUCUUCAUAGCCCCAAAAGUCAAGGAGCAAGUCCGGAUACAGUUUCCGGGUAUGGCCAGGAAUCUACCUCAGAUGAGUCAGAACAUAUGCACCAAAUUGAAGUUACAAUGGCUAAGAAAACAUUCAAAGAAUUAAAAGACCUUGAUUUCCAUACCAUUCUAUCUUCAAACAGAGAUAAAAAGCUUGAGAAGGUCAUUGAGGUGCUUAUUGCUGAUGCACAGAUGUCAUCCCAAGGCGAUGUCCCUAGUGAUCUUCUCCAUCUCCAGGAGAAACUCGAGCUAAUGAAGAGUGAACAUGACGCCGCCUCCCAAGAUUUAAUUGAAUACACUAAUUUCUCUACUCAAAGAGUGAAGCUCAUGGUCGAACUUAAGAAGGAUGCUGCUCAAGCUCGUGAGCUAGAGACUCUUCAGGUCGAGUUAGGAACUUUACGAGCCCAAAGAAAGGAGUUAGUGAAGCAACUUGAGGACAUUGAGCAUAUUAUCAAGGAUUUGGAGACAACUCAGGCUAACAAUUUGGAAGAAGUUGAAGAGCUUAUAUCGAGAAUGGGACAGAAGAGCCACAAACUCGAGGAGAUGAAAGUCGAGGAGGAAACAUGGCAAGUGAAGAUAACUGAGGCCAAUAGAAUGCUGGAAAGAGUAGAAGAAGAGUGGGAGAAGAUUAAAACAAUGUUUCUUGAUUGAUUGAUAUUAGGAAGAAAAAAAACUCCAGUUGUACAUUUAGGCCUAGAUACAAGUUUUUGUGCAGUUGUGCAGUGGGCACCAGUUUCUUGAUGCUACUGACUAUACAUAUUAGGCCAUUCCUUCUGUUUUCAUUUAUUACCUCCAUAUUAUAACUUCAUUCUUAUAUGUUAAUAAGAAAGAUAAUGGUACUAUUUUUUCCCUACUA